AUGUCAGCAUCUAAUUUGUCGUCUGCGGAGGCACCGCUGGGAGGUAAUGGGCCACCCUUGCCUGCGGGCUGGGUGGCAAACUGGAGCCCAGAGCACAAUGCAUGGUACUAUGUCUUUCCUGCUACUGGAGCUACUCAAUGGGCGCUUCCAGUCUACCCACCUAGGCAACAACAAUACCAGACUCUUCAAGAUCGCAAUGCCCCUACGAUUGAGAAUCCUACAAAUACCACGGAAGUGGGGGUGGAUAACCAACCCCUUGGAGAUGGAGACCGCGGCCUGGGAAAGACUGCAUUUGCUAUGGGUGGAGGCUUUCUGGCUGGCUCUUCAUUUCGCAACAAAUUCGAGAAGCAUCACGAAAGCCAUGGCCAACAAGACGGUUUAGGUAAAGUGGCCCAGUCUAUUGCAAUCGCUGGCGCUGGUGCCGUUGGAGCCAAGAUAAUGGGUCUUUUUGGAAACAAGCAGCAGCAGCAGCAACCAGCGGUACAAACGGCAACGCACACGCAUACGCAGACGCACUUCUAUCCGGUCUAUGUACCUGGACCCCAGGUAUCGCCAUCGCCAUCAUAUUAUGGGCAACAUCCGCCAGGCAACUCCAGCUAUGCUCACAAUCCCAGCGGUGAGACAGUUGGCGUAGCUCCUGGCUUACAGAGCUUUGGCUCGCCACAUCAGACGGGCGCUACGCCUGUGCCUCUUCAAAGCCCAAGUUCUAUAGGUGCGUUUCAGCUCCAGAGUGGUCCACCACUGCACAUAUAUGGUGCUGUAUUCGCAGACAAGGACGUCACGCAAAUAGUUCGAAGCCUCGUGACUCCACAACAAACUCUGCAAAUUAAAGGAGAUUCACUGGUUGAACAAUUUGGGGACCCAUGGCCUGAGGUGGAAAGAAAGAUGUUUAACGUGUUGUAUUCAUACGGAGAUCGACCUAUGGAGGUUCUUGCCGCUGAGUAA
Fusarium redolens is the source of this 945-nucleotide messenger RNA. RefSeq lists its product as uncharacterized. Bases 1 to 945 code for a protein of 314 amino acids. The record is from RefSeq and is a predicted model, not a curated record. NCBI's taxonomy places the organism in Eukaryota, Fungi, Ascomycota, Sordariomycetes, Hypocreales, Nectriaceae. Gene Ontology annotation, molecular function: protein binding. The transcript has 2 exons.